GUGACUGAGACCAAACUAGACGUGAAACAACUCGAGGCCAAGCCAGUUUCGCCAGUCGAUGAGGCCAAGCCUGCUGAGGUUGAGAAAGCAGUUUCACCAGUUGCUGAUGAAACCAAAGAAAUUGAAGCAGUAGAAGAAAUUGUUACUGAGACCAAACUUGACGAAAAACAACCAGAGGCUAAGCCAGUUUCUCCUGUCGAUGAGGCCAAGCCUGCUGAGGUUGAGAAAGCAGUUUCACCAGUUGCUGAUGAAACCAAAGAAAUUGAAGUAGUAGAAGAAAUUGUGACUGAGACCAAACUUGACGAAAAACAACUCGAGGCCAAGCCAGUUUCGCCUGUCGAUGAGGCCAAGCCUGCUGAGGUUGAGGAAGCAGUUUCACCAGUUGCUGAUGAAACUAAGGAAAUUGAAGAGGUAGAAAAAAUUGUGACUGAGACCAAACUAGAUGUGAAACAACUCGAGGCCAAGCCAGUUUCGCCUGUCGAUGAGGCCAAGCCUGCUGAGGUUGAGAAAGCAGUUUCACCAGUUGCUGAUGAAACUAAAGAAAUUGAAGAAGUAGAAGAAAUUGUUACUGAGACCAAACUUGACGAAAAACGACUCGAGGCUAAGCCAGUUUCGCCUAUCGCUGAGGCCAAGCAAGCUGAGGUUGAGAAGCCAGUUUCACCAGUUGCUGAUGAAACUAAGGAAAUUGAAGAAGUAGAAAAAAUUGUGACUGAGACCAAACUAGACGAAAAACAACUCGAGGCCAAGCCAGUUUCGCCUGUCGAUAAGGCCAAGCCUGCUGAGGUUAACAGAGCAGUUUCACCAGUUGCUGAUGAAACUAAGGACAUUGAAGAAGUAGAAGAAAUUGUGACUGAGACCAAACUUGACGAAAAACAACUCGAGGCCAAGACAGUUACGCCAGUCGUUGAGGCCAAGCCUGCUGAGGUUGAGAAAGCAGUUUCACCAGUUGCUGAUGAAACUAAGGAAAUUGAAGAGGUAGAAGAAAUUGUGACUGAGACCAAACUUGACGAAAAACAACUCGAGGCUGAGCCAGUUACGCCUGUUGCUGAGGCCAAGCCUGCUGAGGUUGUGAAGCCAGUUUCACCAGUUGCUGAUGAAACUAAGGAAAUUGAAGAGGUAGAAAAAAUUGUGACUGAGACCAAACUAGACGUGACACAACUCGAGGCCAAGUCAGUUUCGCCUGUCGAUGAGGCCAAGCCUGCUGAGGUUGAGAAAGCAGUUUCAGCAGUUGCUGAUGAAACUAAGGAAAUUGAAGAGGUAGAAGAAAUUGUGACUGAGACCAAACUAGACGAAAAACAACUCGAGGCCAAGCCUGCUGAGGUUGAGAAAGCAGUUUCACCAGUUCCUGAUGAAACUAAAGAAAUUGAAGGAGUAGAAGAAAUUGAAGAAGAAGAAGAAAUGACUGAGACCAAACUUGACGAAAAACAACUCGAGGCCAAGCCAGUUUCUCCUGUCGAUGAGGCCAAGCCUGCUGAGGUUGAGAAAGCAGUUUCACCAGUUGCUGAUGAAACUAAGGAAAUUGAAGAGGUAGAAGAAAUUGUGACUGAGACCAAACUAGACGUGACACAACUCGAGGCUAAGCCAGUUACGCCUGUCGCUGAGGCCAAGUCUGCUGAGGUUGAGAAGGCAGUUUCACCAGUUGCUGAUGAAACUAAGGAAAUUGAAGAGGUAGAAAAAAUUUUUACUGAGACCAAACUAGACGUGACACAACUCGAGGCUAAGCCAGUUUCGCCAGUCGAUGAGGCCAAGCCUGCUGAGGUUGAGAAAGCAGUUUCACCAGUUGCUGAUGAAACUAAGGAAAUUGAAGAGGUAGAAGAAAUUGUUACUGAAACCAAACUUGACGAAAAACAACUCGAGGCUAAGCCAGUUUCUUCUGUCGAUGAGGCCAAGCCUGCUGAGGUUAAGAAAGCAGUUUCACCAGUUGCUGAUGAAACCAAAGAAAUUGAAGUAGUAGAAGAAAUUGUUACUGAGACCAAACUUGACGAAAAACAACUCGAGGCCAAGCCAGUUUCGCCUGUCGAUGAGGCCAAGCCUGCUGAGGUUGAGGAAGCAGUUUCACCAGUUGCUGAUGAAACUAAGGAAAUUGGAGAGGUAGAAAAAAUUGUGACUGAGACCAAACUAGACGUGAAACAACUCGAGGCCAAGCCAGUUUCGCCUGUCGAUGAGGCCAAGCUUGCUGAGGUUGAGAAAGCAGUUUCACCAGUUGCUGAUGAAACAAAAGAAAUUGAAGAAGUAGAAGAAAGUGUUACUGAGACCAAACUUGACGAAAAACAACUCGAGGCCAAGCCAGUUACGCCUGUCGCUGAGGCCAAGCCUGCUGAGGUUGAGAAGCCAGUUUCACCAGUUGCUGAUGAAACUAAGGAAAUUGAAGAAGUAGAAAAAAUUGUGACUGAGACCAAACUAGACGAAAAACAACUCGAGGCCAAGCCAGUUUCGCCUGUCGAUGAGGCCAAGCCUGCUGAGGUUGAGAAAGCAGUUUCACCAGUUGCUGAUGAAACUAAGGAAAUUGAAGAGGUAGAAGAAAUUGUUACUGAGACCAAACUAGACGUGAAACAACUCGAGGCUAAGCCAGUUUCGCCAGUCGAUGAGGCCAAGCCUGCUGAGGUUGAGAAGCCAGUUUCACCAGUUGCUGAUGAAACUAAGGAAAUUGAAGAGUUAGAAAAAAUUGUGACUGAGACCAAACUAGACGUGAAACAACUCGAGGCCAAGCCAGUUUCGCCUGUCGAUGAGGCCAAGCCUGCUGAGGUUGACAAAGCAGUUUCACCAGUUGCUGAUGAAACUAAGGAAAUUGAAGAGGUAGAAGAAAUUGUUACUGAGACCAAACUUGACGAAAAACAACUCGAGGCCAAGCCAGUUUCGCCUGUCGAUGAGGCCAAGCCUGCUGAGGUUGAGAAAGCAGUUUCACCAGUUGCUGAUGAAACUAAGGAAAUUGAAGAGGUAGAAAAAAUUGUGACUGAGACCAAACUAGACGUGAAACAACUCGAGGCCAAGCCAGUUUCGCCUGUCGAUGAGGCCAAGCCUGCUGAGGUUGAGAAAGCAGUUUCACCAGUUGCUGAUGAAACAAAAGAAAUUGAAGAAGUAGAAGAAAUUGUUACUGAAACCAAACUUGACGAAAAACAACUCGGGGCUAAGCCAGUUACGCCUGUCGAUGAGGCCAAGCCUGCUGAGGUUGAGAAAGCAGUUUCACCAGUUGCUGAUGAAACUAAGAAAAUUGAAGAGGUAGAAAAAAUUGUGACUGAGACCAAACUAGACGUGAAACAACUCGAGGCCAAGCCAGUUUCGCCUGUCGAUGAGGCCAAGCCUGCUGAGGUUGAGAAAGCAGUUUCACCAGUUGCUGAUGAAACUAAAGAAAUUGAAGAAGUAGAAGAAAUUGUUACUGAGACCAAACUUGACGAAAAACAACUCGGGGCUAAGCCAGUUACGCCUGUCGAUAAGGCCAAGCCUGCUGAGGUUGAGAAAGCAGUUUCACCAGUUGCUGAUGAAAGUAAGGAAAUUGAAGAGGUAGAAAAAAUUGUGACUGAGACCAAACUAGACGUGAAACAACUCGAGGCCAAGCCAAUUUCGCCUGUCGAUGAGGCCAAGCCUGCUGAGGUUGAGAAAGCAGUUUCACCAGUUGCUGAUGAAACAAAAGAAAUUGAAGAAGUAAAAGAAAUUGUUACUGAGACCAAACUUGACGAAAAACAACUCGAGGCCAAGCCAGUUUCGCCUGUCGAUGAGGCCAAGCCUGCUGAGGUUGAGGAAGCAGUUUCACCAGUUGCUGAUGAAACUAAGGAAAUUGAAGAGGUAGAAGAAAUUGUGACUAAGACCAAACUAGACGUGACACAACUCGAGGCCAAGCUAGUUUCGCCUGUCGAUGAGGCCAAGCCUGCUGAGGUUGAGAAAGCAGUUUCACCAGUUGCUGAUGAAACUAAGGAAAUUGAAGAGGUAGAAAAAAUUGUGACUGAGACCAAACUAGUCGUGAAACAACUCGAGGCCGAGCCAGUUUCGCCUGUCGAUGAGGCCAAGCCUGCUGAGGUUGAGAAAGCAGUUUCACCAGUUGCUGAUGAAACAAAAGAAAUUGAAGAAGUAAAAGAAAUUGUUACUGAGACCAAACUUGACGAAAAACAACUCGAGGCCAAGCCAGUUUCGCCAGUCGAUGAGGCCAAGCCUGCUGAGGUCGAGGAAGCAGUUUCACCAGUUGCUGAUGAAACUAAGGAAAUUGAAGAGGUAGAAGAAAUUGUGACUAAGACCAAACUAGACGUGAAACAACUCGAGGCCAAGCCAGUUUCGCCAGUCGAUGAGGCCAAACCUGCUGAGGUUGAGAAAGCAGUUUCACCAGUUGCUGAUGAAACUAAAGCAAUUGAAGAAGUAGAAGAAAUUGUGACUGAGACCAAACUUGACGAAAAACAACUCGAGGUUAAGCCAGUUACGCUUGUCGCUGAGGCCAAGCCUGCUGAGGUUGAGAAGCCAGUUUCACCAGUUGCUGAUGAAACUAAGGAAAUUGAAGAGGUAGAAAAAAUUGUGACUGAGACCAAACUAGACGUGAAACAACUCGAGGCCAAGCCAGUUUCGCCUGUCGAUGAGGCCAAGCCUGCUGAGGUUGAGAAAGCAGUUUCACCAGUUGCUGAUGAAACUAAGGAAAUUGAAGAAGUAGAAGAAAUUGUUACUGAGACCAAACUUGACGAAAAACAACUCGAGGCUAAGCCAGUUACGCCUGUCGAUGAGGCCAAGCCUGCUGAGGUUAAGAAGCCAGUUUCACCAGUUGCUGAUGAAACUAAGGAAAUUGAAGAGGUAGAAAAAAUUGUGACUGAGACCAAACUAGACGUGACACAACUCGAGGCUAAGCCAGUUUCGCCAGUCGAUGAGGCCAAGCCUGCUGAGGUUGAAAAAGUAGUUUCACCAGUUGCUGAUGAAACUAAGGAAAUUGAAGAAGUAGAAGAAAUUGUGACUGAGACCAAACUAGACGAAAAACAACUCGAGGCCAAGCCAGUUACGCCUGUCGCUGAGGCCAAGCCUCGUGAGGUUGAGAAGGCAGUUUCACCAGUUGCUGAUGAAACUAAGGAAAUUGAAGAGGUAGAAAAAAUUGUGAGUGAGACCAAACUAGACGUGACACAACUCGAGGCUAAGCCAGUUUCGCCAGUCGAUGAGGCCAAGCCUACUGAGGUUGAAAAAGCAGUUUCACCAGUUGCUGAUGAAACUAAGGAAAUUGAAGAAGUAGAAGAAAUUGUGACUGAGACCAAACUUGACGAAAAACAACUAGAGGCCAAGCCAGUUUCGCCAGUCAAUGAGGCCAAGCCUGCUGAGGUUGAGAAAGCAGUUUCACCAGUUGCUGAUGAAACUAAGGAAAUUGAAGAAGUAGAAGAAAUUGUGACUGAAACAAAACUUGACGUGAAACAACUUGGGGCCAAGCCAGUUUCGCCUGUCGCUGAUGCCAAGCCUGCUGAGGUUGAGAAAGCAGUUUCACCAGUUGCUGAUGAAACUAAGGUAAUUGAAGAAGUAGAAGAAAUUGUGACUGAAACUAAACUUGACGAAAAACAACUGAAACUCGAGGCCAAGCCAGUUUCGCCUGUCGCUGAGACCAAGCCUGCUGAGGUUGAGAAAGCAGUUUCACCAGUUGCUGAUGAAACUAAGGAAAUUGAAGAGGUAAAAGAAAUUGUUACUGAGACCAAACUAGACGAAAAACAACUCGAGGCCAAGCCAGUUUCGCCAGUCGAUGAGGUCAAGCCUGCUGAGGUUGUGAAAGCAGUUUCACCAGUUGCUGAUGAAACUAAGGAAAUUGAAGAAGUAGAAGAAAUUGUGACUGAGACCAAACUUGACGAAAAACAACUUGGGGCCAAGCCAGUUUCGCCUGUCGCUGAUGCCAAGCCUGCUGAGGUUGAGAAAGCAGUUUCACCAGUUGCUGAUGAAACUACGGUAAUUGAAGAAGUAGAAGAAAUUGUGACUGAAACUAAACUUGACGAAAAACAACUGAAACUCGAGGCCAAGCCAGUUUCGCCUGUCGCUGAGACCAAGUCUGCUGAGGUUGACAGAGCAGUUUCACCAGUUGCUGAUGAAACUAAGGACAUUGAAGAAGUAGAAGAAAUUGUGAUUGAGACCAAACUUAACGAAAAACAACUCGAGGCCAAGACAGUUACGCGAGUCGUUGAGGCCAAGCCUGCUGAGGUUGAGAAGGUAGUUUCACCAGUUGCUGAUGAAACUAAGGAAAUUGAAGAGGUAGAAGAAAUUGUGACUGAGACCAAACAAGAAGUGAAACAACUCGAGGCCAAGCCAGUUUCACCUGUCGCUGAGGCCAAGCCUGCUGAGGUUGAGAAAGCAGUUUCAGCAGUUGCUGAUGAAACUAAGGAAAUUGAAGAAGUAGAAGAAAUUGUGACUGAGACUAAACUUGACGAAAAACAUCUUGAGGGCAAGCCAGUUUCGCCUGUCGAUGAUGCCAAGCCUGCUGAGGUUGAGAAAGCAGUUUUACCAGUUGCUGAUGAAACUAAGGAAAUUGAAGAAGUAGAAGAAAUUGUGACUGAGACUACAUUUGACGAAAAACAACUUGGGGCCAAGCCAGUUUCGCCUGUCGCUGAUGCCAAGCCUGCUGAGGUUGAGAAAGCAGUUUCACCAGUUGCUGAUGAAACUAAGGAAAUUGAAGAAGUAGAAGAAAUUUUGACUGAUACUAAACAUGACGUGACACAACUCGAGGCCAAGCCAGUUUCGCCAGUCGAUGAGGCCAAGCCUGCUGAGGUUGAGAAAACGAUUUCACCAGUUGCUGAUGAAACUAAGGAAAUUGAAGAGGUAGAAAAAAAUGUUACUGAGACCAAACUAGACGUGAAACAACUCGAGGCCAAGCCAGUUUCGCCUGUCGAUGAGGCCAAGCCUGCUGAGGUUGAGAAAGCAGUUUCACCAGUUGCUGAUGAAACUAAGGAAAUUGAAGAAGUAGAAGAAAUUGUGACUGAGACCAAACUAGACGUGACACAACUCGAGGCCAAGCCAGUUUCGCCAGUCGCUGAGGCCAGGCCUGCUGAGGUUGAGAAAGCAGUUUCACCAGUUGCUGAUGAAACUAAGGACAUUAAAAAGGUAGAAGAAAUUGUGACUGAGACCAAACUUGACGUGACCCAACUCGAGGCCAAGCCAGUUUCGCCAGUCGAUGAGGCCAAGCCUGCUGAGGUUGAGAGAGCAGUUUCACCAGUUGCUGAUGAAACUAAGGAAAUUGAAGAAGUAGAAGAAAUUGUGACUGAGACCAAACUUGACGAAAAACAACUCGAGGCCAAGCCAGUAUCGCCUGUCGCAGAGGCCAAACCUGCUGAGGUUGAGAAAACAGUUUCACCAGUUGCUGAUGAAACAAAGAAAAUUGAAGAAGCAGAAGAAAUUGUGACUGAAACUAAGCUUGACGAGAAACAACUCGAGGCCAAGUCAGUUUCGCCAGUCGAUGAGGCCAAGCCUGCUGAGGUUGAGAAAGCAGUUUCACCAGUUGCUGAUGAAACUAAGGACAUUGAAAAGGUAGAAGAAAUUGUGACUGAGACCAAACUUGACGUGAAACAACUCGAGGCCAAGCCAGUUUCGCCAGUCGAUGAGGCCAAGCCUGCUGAGGUUGAGAAAGCAGUUUCACCAGUUGCUGAUGAAACUGAGGAAAUUGAAGAGGUAGAAGAAAUUGUGACUGAGACCAAACUUGACGAAAAACAACUCGAGGCCAAGCCAGAUACGCCAGUCGCUGAGACCAAGUCUGCUGAGGUUGAGACACCAGUUUCACCAGUUGCUGAUGAAAAUAAGGAAAUUGAAGAGGUACAAGAAGUAGUGCCGGAGACCAAACUUGACGAAAAACAACUCAAGGCCAAGCCAGUUUCGCCAGUCGCUGCGGCCAGGCCUGCUGAGGUUGAGAAAUCAAUUUCACCAGUUUCUGAUGAAACCAAAGAAAUUGAAGAGGUAGAAGAAAUUGUUACUGAGAACAAACUUGACGAAAAACAACUCGAGGCCAAGCCAGUUACGCCAGUCGCUGAGACCAAGCCUGCUGAGGUUGAGAAAGCAGUUUCACCAGUUGCUGAUGAAACUGAGGAAAUUGAAGUAGAAGAAAUUGUGACUGAGACCAAACUUGAUGAAAAACAACUAGAGGCCAAGCCAGUUACGCCAGUCGAUGAGGCCAAGCCUGCUGAGGUUGAGAAAGCAGUUUCACUAGUUGCUGAUGCAACUAAGGAAAUUGAAGAAGUAGAAGAAAUUGUGACUAAGACCAAAUUUGACGUGAAACAACUCGAGGCCAAGCCAGUUUCGCAGGUCCCUGAGGCCAAACCUGCUGAGGUUGAGAAAGCAGUUUCACCAGUUGCUGAUGAAACUAAGGAAAUUGAAGAAGUAGAAGAUAUAGUGACGGAGACCAAACUUGACGAAAAACAACUCGAGGCUGAUCCAGUUACGCCAGUCGCUGAGACCAAGCCUGCUGAGGUUGAGAAAACAGUUUCACCAGUUGCUGAUGAAACUGAGGAAAUUGAAGGAGUAGAAAAAAUUGUGACUGAGACCAAACUUGAUGAAAAACAACUAGAGGCCAAGCCAGUUACGCCAGUCGAUGAGGCCAAGCCUGCUGAGGUUGAGAAAGCAGUUUCACUAGUUGCUGAUGAAACUAAGGAAAUUGAAGAAGUAGAAGAAAUUGUGACUAAGACCAAAUUUGACGUGAAACAACUCGAGGCCAAGCCAGUUUCGCAGGUCCCUGAGGCCAAACCUGCUGAGGUUGAGAAAGCAGUUUCACCAGUUGCUGAUGAAACUAAGGAAUUUGAAGAGGUAGAAGAAAUUGUUACUGAGAACAAACUUGACGAAAAACAACUCGAGGCCAAGCCAGUUACGCCAGUCGCUGAGACCAAGCCUGCUGAGGUUGAGGAAGCAGUUUCACCAGUUGCUGAUGAAACUGAGGAAAUUGAAGUAGAAGAAAUUGUGACUGAGACCAAACAUGAUGAAAAACAACUAGAGGCCAAGCCAGUUUCGCCUGUCGCUGAGACCAAGUCUGCCGAGGUUGAGAAAGCAUUUUCACCAGUUGCUGAUGAAACUGAGGAAAUUGAAGAGGUAGAAGAAAUUGUGACUGAGACCAAACUUGACGAAAAACAACUCGAGGCCAAGCCAGAUACGCCAGUCCCUGAGACCAAGCCUGCUGAGGUUGAGAAAGCAGUUUCACCAGUUGCUGAUGAAACUGAGGAAAUUGAAGUAGAAGAAAUAGUGACUGAGACCAAACUUGACGAAAAACAACUAGAGGCCAAGCCAGUUAAGCCAGUCGAUGAGGCCAAGCCUGCUGAGGUUGAGAAAGCAGUUUCACCAGUUGCUGAUGAAACUGAGAAAAUUGAAGUAGAAGAAAUUGUGACUGAGACCAAACUUGACGAAAAACAACUCGAGGCCAAGCCAGUUACGCCAGUCGCUGAGACCAAGCCUGCUGGGGUUGAGAAAGCACUUUCAACAGUUGCUGAUGAAACUAAGGAAAUUGAAGAGGUAGAAGAAAUUGUUACUGAGACUAAACUUGACGUAAAACAACUCGAGGCCAAGCCAGUUUCGCCUGUCGUUGAGGCCAAGCCUGCUGAGGUUGAGAAAGCAGUUUCACCAGUUGCUGAUGAAACUAAGGAAAUUGAAGAAGUAGAAGAAAUUGUUACUAAGACUAAACUUGACGAAAAACUUGAGGCCAAGCCAGUUUCGCCUGUCGAUGAGGCCAAGCCUGCUGAGGUUGAGAAAACAGUUUCACCAGUUGCUGAUGAAACUAAGGAAAUUGAAGAGGUAGAAGAAGUUGUGACUGAGACCAAACUUGACGAAAAACAACUCGAGGCCAAGCCAGUUUCGCCAGUCGCUGAGAUCAAGCCUUCUGAGGUUGAGAAAGCAGUUUCACCAGUUGCUGAUGAAACUAAGGAAAUUGAAGAGGUAGAAGAAGUAGUGACGGAGACCAAACUUGACGAAAAACAACUUGAGGCCAAGCCAGUUUCGCCUGCCGCUGAGGCCAAGUCUGCUGAGGUUGAGGAAGCAGUUUCACCAGUUGCUGAUGAAACAAAGGAAAUUGAAGAGGUAGAAGAAAUUGUUACUGAGACCAAACUUGACGAAAAACAACUCGAGGCCAAGCCAGUUACGCCUGUCGUUGAGGCCAAGCCUGCUGAGGUUGAGAAAGCAGUUUCACCAAUUGCUGAUGAAACUAAGGAAAUUGAAGAAGUAGAAGAAAUUGUGACUGAGACCAAACUUGACGAAACACAACUCGAGGCCAAGCCAGUUUCGCCUGUCGAUGAGGCCAAGCCUGCUGAGGUUGAGAAAGCAGUUUCACCAGUUGCUGAUGAAACUAAGGAAAUUGAAGAGGUAGAAGAAAUUAUGACUGAGACCAAACUUGACGAAAAACAACUCGAGGCCAAGCCAGUUUCGCCUGUCGCUGAGGCCAAGUCUGCUGAGGUUGAGGAAGCAGUUUCACCAGUUGCUGAUGAAACUAAGGAAAUUGAAGAGGUAGAAGAAAUUGUUACUGAGACCAAACUUGACGAAAAACAACUCGAGGCCAAGCCUGCUGAGGUUGUGAAAGCAGUUUCACCAGUUGCUGAUGAAACUAAGGAAAUUGAAGAGGUAGAAGAAAUUGUGACUGAGACCAAACUAGACGUGAAAGAACUCGAGGGCAGGCCUGUUUCGCCUGUCGCUGAGGCCAAGCCUGCUGAGGCUGAGAAAGCAGUUUCAUCAGUUGCUGAUGAAACUAAGGAAAUUGAAGAGGUAGAAGAAAUUGUUACUGAGACCAAACUUGACGAAAAACAACUCGAGGCCAAGCCAGUUACGCCAGUCGAUGAGGCCAAGCCUGCUGAGGUUGAGAAAGCAGUUUCACCAGUUGCUGAUGAAACUAAGGAAAUUGAAGGGGUAGAAGAAAUUGUGACUGAGACCAAACUUGACGUGAAACAACUCGAGGCCAAGCCAGUUUCGCAAGUCAAUGAGACCAAGCCUACUGGGAUUGAGGAACCAUGUGUCUUAGUUAAUGACACAACCCAGAUUAAAGAAAUAGAACAAAUAUUGUCUAAGACCAAACUGACGGCAGAAAAUCAAGUAUUCAUACAAAGUCAGAAAAUAAUUACAAAGUCAGAAAAACCUAGUUGUUAUGCGAGUGUAGACAGUAAAAUGCAAAAAGAAUCAUUGCAGUUGACUUUAGGUGAAUCAAAAUUAUCGAUAGAUCAUUCGACAGAGUCUGUGAAUCUUUCAGAUACAGCGCAGGAGUCUGGGUAUGCUUUUGCUGUCAGCAAAAGACGUGAUUCAGAUAUGGAACGAACUUGCAAAUUAGAACUUUCCGCACCAUCUGAUCGAUCAGAUAUUACGGAAGAAUUCAAAAAAGAUGAAAUGGGAAAAGAUGAUUUACGGAAGAGCUCAUUUUCAGCUGUUGAAGGAUCAAUCUACGAUGACGAUUCCCCAUUGCUUACAGAUUUUACUACGUCUUCUAUAACUUACGUUAGUGAACGAAUUGAUUCAUCUUCACUUGAACUCAUGGCAGGAGAUAGCUUUGGAGACUAUUUGAAAGCAUCUGCUGCAACAACUGUAAAACCCGAUGAGAUAAAAAUUGAAGCACAAUCUCCUGGAUCGUGUAUUUCGGGUACUACAAACGUAAGUGAAACACUAGACUGUAGUAUACACGAAACCGAUAAAACGUUACAAACUAGUGGAUCGGUACAACAGGAUGUUCCGACAGAAUACGAAAAAUCAGUAUCACUAAGUGACAACGCUGCAUCCGAUUUCUCAACCGAGUCCACUACCAAGUAUAACUUACCCUAUGACGCAGAAUCUGAUAGCCAUGAUGUUUUAUCAGGCUUACCCAAAAUACGCGACGAACGCACAAAAGUAGAAGAAGUACAGGAUGUUAAGAUAAUGAAACCUUGCAAACUCAUGUCGAUGGACCCACGUCAUGAAUCCGCUUCACCACAAAGUGACAUUACCGAAUACACAGAAAGUGUAUCCUAUGUAGAGUCAAUUAUUGACAGUACAAAUUACGAGAACGCCUUAAAACAGAAAGAGAAGCAAUCUGAUCAACAAAAGCAGGAUGAAAAGCAUGAUACGCAGGAGAAGCAAUUAAUCAUAAAGAGUAAGAUAGAAUAUGAUGAAAAGAUCAUUAAAUGUACGGAAGAAACUGCUGCCGAAAAGAAAGAACUAACUCAGGUAAAGCAAAAACCUAAAACAAAAGCUACUGUGACAAAAAUAAGCUUGCAAAAGCAAACGCCUAUCGAAAUUUCUAAACAAUCUAGCAAAACCGUGGACAUCAAAUCAGCGUCUAAGAAUGUCGAGUACUCUUCCAGCACUAGUCGAACAACAACGGUUUCGCGCACUUAUACCAGCACCAGGACGCAUGGAUAUAUGCAGUCAACACUUUCGCGGGACCAAAAGGUUUUGAAGCCAAUUAAUUUAACCGAUUCGACGCAAUCUUCGCCGGCAAAGUCUUCCUACCGUUCUGCGUCGACUGGAUCGCAAUUAAUUGAGAAAAAAACCAAAUCUUCCAGAGAAACCCCCAGCAGCAAAUCAGUGAAAACAGCUACAAAACAUGCCAGUCAAAAUGACCCUGCCGAUUCUAGCACUGUGAAAAAACACGAACAGCAAAAACCAGCUAUUCAAGGCACGAAAUAUUCACAAAUUUCCACUGACCGUUCAGAUCGAACGACCAGAUCGUCAACGUCGUCCAUUACUAGCAGUACCAGCAAAUAUCAUCGCUCUAAAAAGUCGACCGAUCCGAUCGAGAAGCAAGAGCCUACAAUCAAAAAGGCUGACAAGGAGCAAGCAAAUCAGGCUACGAAAACUACAGUUAGUACUUCCAAAAGUACCAAGGAGCGUACCAAUAAAAGCUUGAUACCGGUGAAAGGCCCCAGUGCCAAAGGAUCACCACGAAAAGAUCAUUCAGCCAAAACAAACGCAGAAAAAACUACCGUCAAGAAGGUCAGCCAACCAACAGCAGAACGAACCACGCAAAUCAUGAUCAUUACUACAACUCAGUCCGUUGAUACGAGUGUGACCGAUGUGCAAACGACAACGUCAUCUAAGAUUGGUUUUGUCAAAACUGCACCUCGGGUUACAAAAACUGUACACAAGUCCGGAGAUUCGAAACAGGACGAUACGUACCGGUGCAAAUCUGCCAUGCACUACUCGUACAAAGAUGCCGUCACUUUUGACCACGCCGAAAUUCCGUCUUCUUUGCCAUCUAGUCCGAGCCGUCUCAAUAAGAGUUCCUCCAACAGUACAAAUGUGUUGACUAGUGAAGUUUUUACACGCACCAUCGACUCCUCGAAAUCGAUCGAAGUAAUUUACCGACAACCGUCGACUUCCAACGAAUUGAUACGUAAGAUUAACGAGUACCGAUACAAUGACAUAGACUUGACCACUGACUCGAGCCUUUCGGACUCAAUUGCCCUCCCGUCGUCAUCAUCUGAGCACGAAAACGACGUGCUAGGUAGGCGUAAACGAUCCGGAAGCCCUGCCUCACCCAAGGCGUACACUGCGACAUCGUCCGCACCGCCACCAUCUACGGGUACCGUAAGCCGUAAGCAGGGCCAAGUUGCAAGCGAUCAAAGAUAUCGUAAGUCGGACAUUUGGAUGCGUACCGGUCCCCCGCCGGAAGUGCUACCCGACGGUGACGAUGGUGAGAUCUAUCAGGCACUGCAUGCUGAUCGUCGCACUGUAGCAUCGCUUGACGGGAUCGUGCUGGAAAGUCGCAUCUCGCCGAUACUUGACUUCCGAGCAUCUACGCCGCCCCGUCUGAAGUAUAAGUUUGACUAUGAUAGUUCCCUGUUUACAGAUGACAAACAACAAGAAGACAAACAUACAUCGGCAAGUUUCGAAGGCGAAGAAUAUCUAAAUUUAGUACAGUCGGAAGCCAGUAAUUUAGUCGAUAGUAUAUUGGAGCAGAGCGUUUCGAUUGUUAGCUCUUCGCAGCUGCAGGCGAAUGCAGCGAUCGAUGCACAGGCUCAGUCGGAGAGCGAACAGUACGCAAUCCGUAGCGAUAUACUGUCGUCUAAUGAGGCUGACCUAGUCGUUAAGUCGCCCACCAUAGAAUCUAUGUCAGGCAAGUCUUUCGACGAUAACAUUAGCAAUCCCGACUAUGACAGUAGCGAGGCUAUCCAGCAGCUAGCCCAAUUCACUAUUACUCCUACUAGCGGUGAGACGGGAGAUGGUGCCGCGCCAACGGUCACCGACUCGCGGGAAUCCGUUGGCGAUGGCAUUGUCGACGACGCGGCGCAGAAGAAACGCCGCGCGAAGAAAAUCGAUCGACACUUUGCCCGACUCUCGUCCGAUAUUGAGCCAGAAGCCCUGCUUGACAAAAACCGCGAAUACGAUGAAGCCAUAGCCCAAAUCAAAGAUGAAGUUUCAAUGCUGCAGAGUGAAUUUUCGAAAAUGAGCUGGGAUGAAAGCAUUUCCGCUACUACCGGUGAUUUCGGUUCCAGUACUCCCGAUCAUGAUCUGCAAGAAACAGAUACGCAACUUCAAACAGAAAUAACCAUUCCAAAGCCAACGCCUAGAUCGCAAUCUAAUCUAAUCGCUGAUACUGAUGCCUCUGCUGCAACAAUCACAAGCGUCACUAGUACCACUACCACAAGCUCUGCUGCUGCUGCUGCUGCCUCUUCAUUAACCACUUCGGCCGCGCUAGGUACCAAGACUACCGAAGAUUAUGCGGCUUCCAUACUGGAAACUGAUCUGGACAAACCGUCGGCAUCGGUUGAUAUGAGUGAACUCUCUAGUAGCCAGGAACCGAUGCCGGUUCCAAGACCUCGAACUAGCAUCUCAUCACGUACGGACACGCAGACACGAUCAAGCAUCAUCGAGUCUUUCGACCAACCGGAGGAUUCCAUCGAACAGUAUCCGGAACCAAGUCAGCAACAACAGGAAUCGCUGGCAUCGGAAGAUCUUUCAGGUACGGCUCAAAAGGAUGUCGAUUUUGAAACCAGUGAUGAAGAUCAAUCUGCAGCGAAGUUUUACAUUGGUGAGAAGAGCACCGAUAUUAUCACUCGAACAUCUGCCGAUAAGCGAGCAGAUUUUGCUUUUGAUAACAUAGGCUAUGAGUACUCUAACGAAUCAUGUCCCGAAAGCGAGAAUGACGCAUUCAAAGCAUACCGCGGUCAGACGAAGAAAGAGGACGAAUUCACACUAAAAUCGUUACAGGAAGUCGAAAGCGGAGCGGCACUCGAUGCUGAAAUAAAAGCUGAAGUCAUCGAGGUGAUCGAAGGAGUUGAAAACGAGAAAACUUUCGAACUCGAUUUAGAUAGACCGAUAGGUUCGGCACGUCAACCGGUCGUACAUUCCCCUAUCAAGCCACAGGUUGCCACGUUGGUUGAGGGAGCCAAACCGCUCACGCAAACACUACCCGACGAAUCUUCCACUUAUCAUUACACAAAGCGCACAAUCGAUGAAUUGGUUAUCGAGAAAACACUGGAAGAAGUGAAAGAAUCCCUGGACGCUGUGCAGGAGGAACUGAUCGAGACUGUCGUCGAUGGAAAGUUACUAAAACAAUCGCCAUCAGAGUUUGAAUUUAAGGUUUUACCUUCGGCAAAGUACAUUCAAGACCCGAUCUAUGAAACCCAACAGGAGGAAGUAACGGCAGCUGUUACUGUAGUACCACAAACUGUCACAACAACUACCAUCCUUUCAGAACCCACCAGUCUAUCUGAAACCAAAGCACAAUCUUUCGAACAAAAAACAGCCGAAACCGAUGACAAAAUAUCACUCCUGAAAACCGGAGAGCUAAGCUCUCUGUCCUCUGAUAGUUCUCCAGCGAAGCUGGAAGUGUCAGCCCGCGUACGCACAACAACCUCACAUGCGAAAGGCAGUCGCUGGUCGGCAACGGACGUGGAUAGCUCUGGAGAAAGUCACUAUCAGAGUUUUGAACAUACCGACAGCAGCCGGCCAUUAUCGUCCGAUGUCGACAACCUUACGCAACAGUACGCUUCAUCAGAGUACGAAACCGCACUGGAUCACUCCAUUUUACCAGCAUCUACCGAAUUCCACAGCGCCGUCAGUACGUUAAAUUCAUACAACGUCAGCUCGCACGAUAGCAUGAAAAGUUUCGACUCGGAAAGCUCCGGUAAUCUGGCGAGUGGAGAGUCUGAGGCAACGGAAACCUUGGUUCCAUCUACGAUGGAUAUUGAUUUCGAUUCAGAAGAUGCAGCACUACUGCAUGAUGACUCCGAGGAUGACCUUCGAGACAAGCUCAUAGAACAUGAAGAACUUUCGGCUGUGUCUAAUGCAAUUCCGGUGGCAAUGAAGCGUUCCCAAGAGAUGAAUUUUACAACCGACUUGAGCAGCGACUUGCUCGCAGAUUCAUCGGACGUUUUCCAAUUCCAGGAAGAAGCUGAAAGGGUUGCUCAAGCCCACGCAGAACAAUUAAGCUCUAGCAUCGGAACCGCUUUGGAUCUGGUAGAAUCGAUGAAGGCAGCUAGCUUAGAGGAUGUUAAAGCAGAAGGCAUCGAGGAGGCUAAAUUAGGAACCAGUAUGGAGGACGGCAGUAUACUAUCUAUUAGUUUAUCCAGUGCCUCCAACUUGGAAACAAUCAUGGAGAAUUUACCGGAUAAAAUGGACAGCUUACCAACUCACGUCGAGGUUGGACUAGACGCGAUAACCCCCACUACAAGUAGCACCAAAGAAAUCAUCGGUGACAUCACGCUGACGUCCACUGUUGUCAAAGAAGGGGACAUCAACUUUCUGAAUACGCAGGCAACAACGGAGAUAGCGUCGGUCGAAUCAUCUGAAGAGACUUCCAAAAAACGAGGUCAUAAACGCACUGAGAGUACUAUCCCCGGUAAAUUACUAUCGGAAAUCGCCGCCGAAGCACGGGACUCGUUGGAUUCACAAGAGGACUCCAUCUCGCAGGAAGUUGCUGCCAAACAGUCCAGCUCGGAGCGAGAUGAAAUGCGCGAUGAAUCUUCCGAUUCCGAUUACGAUCGGUACGAAUCGGAAUAUGCACGAUCCUUCCGAGCUCCGCUGAACCAAGGACAGAAGAAGAAAAAGGAUAUCAUAGCGGACGGAUUCGAGGUGGACAUGGAACACGAUCGUAGAAAUUCGUUCUCGCCUUCGAGUGCAGUGAUCGAAACGAUCGUUGAAGAUAUUCAUGCUGAGAUCGAGCAGGGCAACGAAGCACAGCUGCUGAUGGACACUAAACGGGAAGAACUGCAGGAGUAUCAGCAAUCGUCAGUGCAGUGUAUUCCAGAUAUUCAGGUGACGGAGGACUUACAGCAGUACGAUUCAGACCAAGAGGAGAUUCCGCCGCAGCCACAAGAAACCGAACAAAAAAUUCAAUUCGCCAAACAAGAGGAGUUUAAAAUAAGUGAGGAACAGUACCAGGAGAUGAUAGAGCAAAAGUAUAAGUCCAAGAUGGCUGAUGUGGGAACCAAGUUUGAGUUUGAGGCAGAUGAUAAAGACGACUCAGCUGGGUCUGACUCAUUCGAAUUGUUAGAGCAACCAGAUAUAUCGGACGAAUUCGUGAUUGUCGAAGAAGUUGCCCGUGAAGCUCACGAAUGUGACACUGAGGGGAAAAGCGUUUCAAUUAAGCCUGUUAAGAAGGAAAAAAAGCACGACGAAGAAGUUGAAAAGUUACUAGUAAAAUCAGCACCCGCGCAUACCAACGCGGGUUCUUUGUAUGCCAACAUGAGAGAGGACAUGAUGUAUGACUUUGAGGAAAGUCCGCCGACCGGUAGCGAAGAUGUUGAUCCGAACGGAGUAACAAUGGAUCUGUUGAACAACGGAUAUCCACUAGAGGAGAGUAAACGCUGGGUUGAAAUGCAGCUGGCUGAGACUCAAAAUUUCCGCUACCCCCUGGAGGAUAGGCUGGAGGAUAUUAAGGAGGAGGAUACUGAUUUCGAAGUCGGCAGCAGCAGGAUUGGAAGCAUCAAAGAUUCCUUCUCCAGUACUCCAGAUUAUGAUAUGUUGGCUAAAAGACUUGCUUCGCGAGAACAUGAUGAUAUUUCGAUGAGCAGUUUGCAAGAGUUUGAAAACUUGGAGCAUGUAAUUUCGCUGGAAAAUAGAAAAAUGCAGCAAGGCUCGCAAGAUUCGUUGAGUAACGGUAGCUUCACCAGGAGAUUUAUGAGUCGUGGUCAUGGAGAUGAUAUUAGUUUGUCAAGUCUAAAGGAGUUUGAAGGAUUAGAGUCGGCCUGUUUGGAGGCGCAACGUAUUGAGAUAAAAGCUAAAGAAGAAGCUGCGCUUCUGUCGAGAUCAGACGAAUCGAACAAAUCGGACAAAUCGACGGGUUCCAAACGUAGUCCGCCUACUAACGGCACUAUCGUUAAGACAUCUUCGACAGUUAGCACAGUGACCACCGGACCGGAAAAGAGCACAACAAUUGAAGUCAAGACUGCGACCAGUGAAACCAGCAAGGACUCUGUGUCAACUACGACAACCGUAACCACGUUUACCACAAUAUCUCACGACAGUCCUAUAAGACAUGCGUUGGAUGAGGAAGAUACCUCGCAUAUGUUGACGGUAUCCACCGAUAGCCUAGAUGGAAGUCGAGUUCAGAAGCAAACCAUCAGCAAAGAUAGAUUACCGUCAGCACACUCCAGUAGUGACAGUUUAGAAAUCAACAAUAAAAAUAAUGUCGAUAUUAUGACUAGUAGCCUAGACUCGAUUGAGUUUUCCAAAGCCGGAGCAAUUACUACCAGAUCAUCGCAAUCGGAUUCCAUCGAACAGAUGGCGCUACAGCAAGCACAUCGAAGUGAUAGUACAGAUUCGAUUGAAAUGCAGCAUGCCAUCUCAUCGAGAGCUAGUGAGACCAAGCGUGACUCGCUAGAUUCCUUACCAUACAGUAUUGAAAAUAAGAGCGGUUUCAGUAGUCCUACCAAGCCUGUUGGAGGUCACCGAGGAACUACUUUAGAUGCAGCAGCUUUAACGGGAGCAGGCUCCAGCAGUAACCAAAUCACUUUGCAAGCAGGAAUGACGAAGGAUAUUUCUGUAGAUUCCCUUGCAGGACAAGAAGCAUUUUUGACAAGUACCGAAAGUUUGGAAACCAGUUCUACAGCUACCAAUGCGACCUACCAGAACGAAACCGACUCACAGAUGUCGUCCAGCGUCACAAGCUGCGGCUCAAUUACGAUGGUUGACACCCUGGAUAACGUCGGAGAUUUUGAAGGUUUUGGCCUACAGGAAAACAUCACUUUCAAGAGUAGCACUACAACAGCUUCCAGCUCCAGUUACUCUGGCCAGCAGCAGCAGCAGCAUCAUCAACAACAACAACAACAACAACAAUUUGUUACGCAAGCGUAUCGCGGCUCUUCAUCGACAACCACAACUACGACGAUGGGCGGCGCAACGGGAGAAUUCUCGAUUUCGGAAAUCGAACUGUUAAGUAGACAAAUGUACCCAGGGGAACUAACAUUCGACGAUGCAAAGGAGUCCGCUAAGGAGAAAUCGCAAAGCAAAACUACUGAAAAGGACGACUAAACACAACAACACACUUCGAUCGAUAGCUUACGAGGAAGUCAGAUGUUUUGAUUUCCAUCCAUCUUAAAACAACCAAUAGAUUACUUUUUCUGGAAAUACAAUAUAUAAUCUUACUUCUACUCAAAGUCACGGGAGAAAAAAAAAUCAUACUAAACCUAUUCACUUACUUAUCGUAUUAGUAUCGCUGCGAAAAAAAGUAAACAAACAAAAGCAAAGAUGUAAGAAAGCUUAGCUCAAUUUUUGUUACAAUAUCUGAAAUUACUGGAAGGGGUACACCUAAAACUGUAAUAUUUUCGAAAAGUAAGCUUGCCACAUUACACUAAUCUCUAGCAAAAAAAAACUCUAGUAAACAAAUAACACAGCAAAAACAAACAAACACGAAUAUAUUCGUACUGUUACCAAAACACAGCUGUAGAAAGGAGGAUUUUCCUACAACAACCAAACUGAAGAGUCUACGAAAGCUCAUUGAAAAGUGAUACUGCUAGUCACCGAUUGACAGACGAUAAAGGAAGCUCCCAACAUCUGGCCUCUUACCACUGUGCUGAGUUAUAUUUAGUCAUGAAAUUUAAAAAUAAAAGUGAGAAAAUAUCCACUUAUCCACUCAAUUUAGAUUGUAUAAUCUGUGGCUUGUUUGACAUAGUCAAAGACCAUUAAUAAGCUUGAUCUUAUCUCGAAAAAUAAAAAUAAAACGAUAUCAUUGGUCUCCUUUUGGGUCGCUUACUGUUCAGUUGGGAAAAUAUUAAAAUUAAAAAUCGAAAAUCACUUAGAUGUUGAUAUGUUUGAUACUUAAAGGAAAAUAGCAACAUUCAAGUGGACAAUUGGGUUAUAGUAAAGAUGGGCAAGCAAAGAUCGUUAUCUCUUUUAGUGUUGAUACAUGAUGCAAGCGAAUAUUUACCGAACAGGAAAACAAAGUAAAGAAAUAGGACAACAAACGCAGUGAAAAUAACAGCAAAACUUUAGCAAACCAAGUAUUUUACAUGAUAUUUAAGGUAAACAAACAUCUAAGCAAGGUGAAUAUUAUACUGAAUCGAUGUAACAUUUGCGAAACUAUCAAAUAAAUGCUUAAUACAAAAGUAAA
Messenger RNA from Wyeomyia smithii (pitcher-plant mosquito), 20413 nucleotides. Its product is annotated as microtubule-associated protein futsch-like. Lineage: Eukaryota; Metazoa; Arthropoda; Insecta; Diptera; Culicidae. The record is from RefSeq and is a predicted model, not a curated record. The coding region runs from base 1399 to 19335 and encodes 5978 amino acids. The transcript is spliced from 6 exons.